This is a messenger RNA of Porites lobata, 9043 nucleotides long. The record is from the annotation of a GenBank genome assembly. Lineage: Eukaryota; Metazoa; Cnidaria; Anthozoa; Scleractinia; Poritidae.
AAUCAUGGUGUCGGCUCGUGUAAUGUUGGUCGGUUUCAUUGCGGUUUGUUUCGCCAUCAAACGAAUAACAGGCGAACCAUUUCAAGUAUCAAGCUACAACAUUGACCUCGAUCUACCACCAGAUCAAAGAUGGCUAAACGUUACCCAGAAAUACGCCAAAUAUGCUGCCCAGAUGGUGGCUGACAUUCGAUCUAAAAUUUCACCUUUGAUAAUUCCUUUAGCUGAGAAACUUGCCUUGUACUUGCAUGAACAUUUUCCUGCGCCUUAUCCUGGAGAACUGGCAAGUGUAUCACACGGACUUAAUAUUAGUUUAGCGGAUGCAAUUCUACUUAACAUAUUCUACGACUUGUCUGCAUUUUGCACAAGUAUUGUUGCACAAGACACCAAAGGGAAUAUUUUCCAUGGACGAAACCUGGAUUACGGAAUUUUUAAGAUAUUGCGCAACAUAUCCUUUAUUUCAAACUUCCAAAGUAAAGGUAUGAUAAAGAUUGUGACAUUCUGACACAUUUAUACCCCACUAACUAUUUUGAAGUCUCCUUAGCUGGCUUGAGUCACGCAAGGCUGUCCGUACGCGGAUGGUUAGGGUUGCGUGACUUCGGCCCAAGCGGUUGGGAUUGGAAGUACGCAAAAAAAUAUUUAGAUUGGCAUUACUGUAGAUUAGAUGGUUUUCAAUCUGUAUGCAUUAUUGACAAAGUGUCAGGUUGAGAUGGCAGGAUUUUGGCCUUUUUUUUGACAUAUCUUAAAUGGCCGAGACACGGUCGAAGUCAACAAAAACAAGAAAAGGAACAAGGCCAAUAUCUAGCCAUCGUGAUGGGAAAAGCCUGGUCAAUAAAGCAUUUACUGAUCUUGUUCUCACGGGACUAAUACAAGAAAUCCAAGAGUCAGGCCAAGAUGGGUCUGUCUUGCCCUCGUGGGUAGCCAAUCAAAACACAGAAUUUGCUUUUAUUGUCUUGCCUGCUUGCAAAUUCAGCCAUAUAAUAAGACAGAUGAAAACUGUUGUUUUUUGCAUAAUUUCAGGCAAAACAGUGUACACAGGUGUGACAUUUGCCGGUCAGGUUGGCCUUUUGACUGCACAAAGACCAAAUGCUAUCACAGUCUCUCUUGAUGAAAGAGAUCGGUGCUGUCUCUGGCUGAACAUCUUUGAGGCAAUAUUUAACAAGAAGGCAAUGCCUAUAACAUUUUUGAUUCGGGAUGUUGUGAGCUCAAAAGAAAUUGAGUUUGACCAUGCUGUGAAAAUGUUAUCUCAGGUGCCCUUAAUGGCAGCUGGAUAUCUUAUUGUUGGAGGAACAACUGUUGGGCAAGGUGCGGUAAUCACUCGUAAUAGAGAGAAUGCUGCUGACAUAUGGUACUUAAGCAAGGAUGCAUCAAAGAGCCCGUAAGUAUAAAGUUUUGUAAAGGCUGAACAUGUCUUUUACAGUGUACUUAAAAGCAUGAAAACAUGAAUUCUACCCAACAAGUUGACAAAUGUUUAGAUAGGUGUCUUCAGGAACGUUUCUUUAACAGCAAACAUCUUGGGAAAAAAUCAUUUCUUCUAAAAGAUCUUAUGUAUCAAAAAUGUUUACCAUGUUCUUUUAAAUGACUGCUGACAACAUAUAUAUAUGCAUCCCCAAGGUGGGAGGUGUGGGGCCUACAUAUUCCCCAAGUGAAAUUGACUCGGGCAGCAUUCCCCUUGGGAUUUUGAAACUUAAGGUGAUUCUUUACAGCUAUUUAGGACCCUUCGGCAAAAACAGCGCACAACCCAAAACUAGACAAAAAGGAGAGACUUUUUCGAUGAUGCAUGUGGUAUCGCACAGAAUUUGACUUGAAUGUAUUGUUUGCAUACAAGAAAAAUGCCUUUUAAUGCCCUUGUUUUUUUUUACCUCUAAAGAAGACUUAUUUUUGGACAUAGUCUAUUCAGCCCAUUAGAGCUCAAUCCAUACAAUUGAGUAAAAUUGCCAAAAAACUGAACAUAGAUUUAUGCCAAUUUUAUUUUUUUUCCUAUUGAAAGGAAGCACUGUUCUCAUUAAAAUCAUGAAAUAAAAAAUGGGGGUCACCAUACUUGUUUUUGCUGCUGAGCUUCAAGAAGUGUGCACCAAAUGCAUUUCCUCCAGUUUUUGAGAGAGGACUGGGGUGUCAGUUUAAAAACAGCAUGUAUGUGGAAGGGGGAAGAAAGCGCUAAAAAAUCCAUUUUUACAAAAUUUACAUCGAGAUAACAGAGUUAGAAUGCACAGGGCUCAAAGUUUAAAUUUGAGUUUGGGAGCACUUGUGCUACCAGAUGUAAAUUUUUAGGCGCACUGCCGAAAUUUUAGGCGCACAGCUUAUAAUGUUGGGAGCAUCUAUUUCAAAAGAAAAAGUAAAAAGCUUAACUGAGUGCCAUGUUUAUUUGUCAUCUUCAGUUUGUUACUUUUACUUCAGUCCUGUGAUUGAUAAAACGCAGCCGAUUUGCUACACAGUAAUACUGUUGUGAUUUUUAAUACUAAUUUCUCUUUUUGACAGUACAGUUGUGACCUUGAAAGAAAACUUAUGUAUCGGUCAAAUCGAAGCUUCAACACGCCCCCCCCCCCUGGCAACCCCCCGGGCAUUUGACUUUUUUGAAAAUUAUUGAUGCUACACACAAGGGUCCAUUCGGGUGAUCAAAUGCCCCCACCGCGGAGACAUUUCACAGGCACAUAAUGACAGAAGGACGGCAGAAACACCUUCAGUUGUCAAACAAAAUCUUUAUAAAUACAGCAAAUAAUUCACAUUCAAUAUAACGAAAACUGAGAAACACUGUUAGCGUAUUUACUACAAACAAACUUCUCGUGCAAAGCGGCGGAAAUCGCUGCUACAAGGUCACUGAAUGCUCAGCUUUUCUUCGUCUGUCAUGCAACAUAGAAAACGUUCUAUAAAAAAAAUCCCACCUACUACAUCAUGACCAUUUCACUGACAUGAAUCAUCGCUCACCUUAUACAUGCGGCAGGUCAAAGUAAUAUUGACCUCUGUUGAGCUUUUUAUUGUUGCAUUGAAUUUCCAGUAAUAGGUCAUUGUAAACACAACUUUUAAACAUUCAUAUAUUCAAAACCAAGCUUGUUUAAGCCCUUUCCUCGAAACCAAUUGGCCACAAAGGCACAAUCUUUUCCAAGAAAAUCCUCCAACACCGCGUCCCCCAUGAUAGCUCGCCACGCCAGAGAUUUCACAUGAAAUCGUGGGUGCAGUUCAAAUUCCCCACCCCUAACGCAUGGAGAUCAAAUUCCUCACCCCCUGGAAGACUCUGAUAAUCAAAUUCCCUCCUCCCCGGGACGGCAAAGGUGUCAAAUGCCCGGGGUUUGCCCGGGGGGGAUGUUGAAGCUUCAAUUUGACUGAUACAUUACACUUCAAAAACAAUUCGAAACUGACAACAAUGAGUGUGUCGAACGAGAAUGAAAAUUAAUCUUUAAUUAUCAAUUUGUUAAAUGCACAAUGACUGACAUGUAACUGGAAUAUGACUUAAAAAACUUUCUUACCUGGAAAAAAAGGCUGUUAAUCCGCACUGUUUUUGUUUUGAUUGACGUUAAAACUGAACCUUCGACAUGAUCGUCCGUUGCGCAAAAAAUACGUGCUUCGUUCGUAGCAUAUAUUUGCAUGUGUCAGCGGUGUUUAUCACAAACAGAAGAGUCUGGGAUGGAGUAAAACAUCGAAACGAAAAAGAACAUUCGAGUUCGCAGAAUCCAUUGGGAGAAAAGACCAAUUAAACAUACACCGUCUUAUCUAGUUCGAGUUCGUAAGUAUAGUCAGAAGUAAGUCAGUCGCACUGUGCUUUGGGUUUUAUGGCGCACAGGUGCAAUUACACAUGAAUUUUUAGGCGCACAACCAAAAAUCCAGUCGCAUAUGCAACCAGUUAGUCGCUAACUUUGAGCCCUGAUGCAAAUUAUGAUGAAGAUGGUGCUUAACUGAAAAUCAAAUUGAGUUAGCACAAGUUUGACAUCCACUAUUGAGGUUCUCCAUAAGGAAGUAGAACUCAGCAACAUGCGUACUGCUUAUGUAUGUUAUUUACAUUCACAGCACAUUGAGUCUCAUUUAAUUUAGGCAAGAAAUAACUGCAAGCGAAAAUUCCAAUAGCAUUUCUCUUCAGUCAACUUCAUUUCACAGUGGCCAUCUUGUUGUGCGCAGUAAGAGAUGCACAGUGCAAAACCAGCGAAUCACCUUAAGCAUUGCCCCAGUGUCUGGAAUUAGACAUGGCUUACAUUUUGGAAAUACUGAGAAAACCUGGAUUGAUGAGGGUUUGCCUCCACUACAACAUGAAUCGAAAUGCCAUUAGGUUAAAUAUUUUGGUAGUUCCGGCUGAGCACCUGAAAAGAGCUAUAACAAUUUGUUAUACUACAACUUCUUUUACAUUUAAAUAUGAGGUCGAUAAACUAGAACAGAGCUGAGCAACAGUUUACAAAGAAUACAGUGUUAGACUGGAAGCCAGAAAAAAAAACAUGCUGGGAAAAACCCAGUUAGUAGGGAAAAAAAAUGGCUGGAAAUCUGGGUAGGAGCCAUUGCUCAUUCUUUGGAAAGCUCAUCCUAUGAAGGCUUCAUGGUUCGAACUUCUCUGCCCAUUUUUACUAAGCAUGUAUUCCAACAAAGCAUGACAGACUAAUUAUUACUCAAAAACUGCUCCCGUGCUGUAGAAAUAUUUUAUUUCUGACUAAUUCGCUUUCACUGAAAUGCCGGAAUUCCAGUUUGUUUUGGUAAUACCCAGAAGUCUCUAAAGGCAAAGGACUUCUCUGCUUUGAUUUUAUAAUGGCAAGAAAUACGAGCACUUCUUUCAAAUUUCCCGCUCUUGAAAUGUAUUAAUUAUAAGGAUAAAGGAGUACUGAAUAUAUAUAAUAAUCUUUGACUACAAUAUUUUGUUGCAAGACUUUGAUCCCAAAAGAAAAAUUAGUAUUUGGGAAAAGACGUUCCAAAAUUGCCCGACUGCAAGUGCUGUGGAUCCAGUGUGACAUAUGGUAAUACAAAGUUUGUGUCAGGGAAUGGCCACGAUCAUUAUGCCCUGCAGGUGAUGCCAUCUUCUGGGACUGCAUUUCUUGUGUCACAGUAAAGACUGAGAGAAGGGUUGAAUAUCCUUUUCAUCCUGUCAAUUAUUAAGACCUGCAACUCCAUAGGGUCAGGAAUGUGAAAUUUAGAAGUAGUUGCCUGGGGGUGGGGAAUUUGUCUCUGGCUUCCAUAAAAAUGCCAAAUUCCUAUGGGUCUGACUUCCCCCCCCCCCACCCACACACACACGCACCCACCCUGGGGCUUAACAUUGAUAGGUGAUUAACAUAAUAAUCAUAUAUGAAGUACCUACCCUUAUUUAUCAUCAGUGUAACAACAUUAAGUGAGUUCUAACCAUUAAGUAAAGUUGACAUCAACUAAGUGAUCUUUUUCUUUUAUCCACGGGAGAUGACAGUGUAAAAUCUAAUUAUGGCGGUAAACUAAAAAGCUGUUCAAAUGUGUUUUGUGUUUUUGCGUAAUAAAAGUCUUAACAAGUUGGCCGUGCAUCUUCAGCUCCAUAUAUGUUGCUAUCCUUAAAUCAUACAUUGUGAUGAAACUGGGUUUUUCCUGAAAAUAUUCAUACCAGGCAGCAUCUUGAAAUUCAGAGGGUGAAGGAGACUUCUUUGUAAUGGAAGGCAGUGCUUGAACUUAACUUCUUUGGAGGAAAUUAAAGCAAUCAUCAGACGAUAAAGAAACUAACACAGCAUUUGAAACACCUACUUCUGCCAAAAAAACACGCAAGUACGGGGAGGCAUGAUAUGGAAGGAUAAACAUAAAUGGCUGAGGUUUGACGGAAAGGAAAAGAAAAUGUUGUGCGAGUUUUGUAGAGAAUUCCUGAACAGGAAAAGCAUGAAAUACUCCCCAGUGCUCGAACAGUCUUGAAAAGUCCUUGAAUUUUAGGGGAAGUCCUUGAAAAGUCCUUGAAUUCCAUAAAUUUCUGUGCAAGUCCUUGAAAAAUCCUUGAAUUUUCGUCAACUUUAAAUGUACAUAUGUGGUGACCUUGAUAGAAUUUUUUGAUGCUUUUUGCUUCCCAAGACAGAAUAUAAAUCAUAGCUCAGAGAAUUUAAAGGUUAAUAUUUACUUAAAUUGUUCUCUGUUUUAUGCAAUAAUUUACUAUCAGUUUAAGACAAGUGAACUAAAAAAUGUAGAGAAGUUAGAGAAUCAAACAGUUCAAGCCUUAAAGUUUUAAUAAUAGACUGGGAAUGUGCAUUUUCAUACAACCUGUAAAAUUAUAUAACUAGUAGGUGGUCCUUGAAAAUGUGGUCCUUGAAAAGUCCUUGAAAAGUCCUUGAAAAAUGGUUGCAAUUUUUUGUGUGAACCCUGCUCCCUGAGGAUCAAAACGAAUAUAAAUUCUUAAACAGACAGCCUGAAAGCAGGUAAGGCCAGUGAAGGACAUACUGUAAGACACUUGUUUUGGCGGCUCAUGAUGUACGGGUAAAUAAAUACUAUGGUUGCGUUUAUUUGAUUGCAGUUUCAUGUAUUAACUUGCAGACACAAAUGGCAUACAUCCAAAAUAAAAAUAAAAGUGAUAAGAGUGAUGAUGCUGAUGGACCUGUAAAUUUUAAUCCUCCUGUCCAGCAGACCAGACUCAAAAGUUAAUUUCGAUCACUGGAAGGCCUGGAAUUCCAAAAAGCAUGGAGACAUUCAAUUCUGGACUUUUUUCUGUGUCAAGUUUUAAUCAGUAAGAUAUUACAGUGACACAUACUUUGCCAAAGGGCCAUCUCUCCCCUUUUACCUGAAAAAGAAAUAACAUUGAACUAUAAACCUUCCAGGGAAUAUAUACCAUUGGUGGAAGGGCUUUUUUCUUGAAAAGUUAAGGUACUGAUCAGGACGAAUAAUAAAUUGAUUACACAUGGUUGGUCCAUGAAUUAAAGAACUAGUGGACAGGAUAUUUAGUUAUUAAUAACUUUGUCAGUUUUAUUGGGUUGAGCAUUAUGAAUCAGUAGUUUGCAAGAAAUUAAAUAAAAUAAUUUAGCAUUGAAUAUUAUAAAAUUAUGGCUAAUUAAUAUAAAUAUAAAACAAAUAUAUUGAAAUAUUGCCCUUUUCAGUCAACUGCCUUUACAGCAGACACUGUAGUAGCCUAAAGCUAUUGUUCCCGUAGGCUAACACUGUAGGGACCUCGAGUUAGUGUCCUCAUUAUUGAGAGUCCGUAAUAGCGUGAGUUUAUUUCAGUCAAACCUCUGUAAUUAAUUUUGUGUGGAAUUUAGCUGCUAUCUCUAUUAUUGGUGAGUCCGUUUUAGCGGGGCAUUCACAAUGGCGGGGGAGAGUUGACUGUAUAUUGAAAUAAGGUACUAUAUAUUGCUUUGAUGUUCCUAGCCCAGCAUCCUAUUUCUGCUUUAUUAUUUAAGUAAUUUAACAAUAAUAUGACAAGGUUAGGGGAGGGAACAAAUUGUGUGCAUUAAUGUGUCCUUAUAUCAUGUAAAUACCUUUUAAUUGACCUUGACAUUGAUUGACAGGUGGUUCCUGGUUGAGACCAACUAUGAUCAUUGGACUACACCCCCUCCCUCAGAUGAUCGCCGUCAUCCAGCAGAAAAAGCUCUGACCAAGGUCACUCAACAAAAGCUGACAGCAGAGACUCUGUUCAAUGUCCUGUCAGUCCACCCUGUGCUCAACAAUAGAACUGUUUAUACAACCAUCAUGCAGGCAAAAAAUCCUGAUCUUUUUAACACUUGGAUCCGUUGGCCAUAAGUUAGUUUAAAUGGAGAGUUCAGAGAGUUAAACAGACAAUGAUUUAACUACAGUUAAAUCCUGUUAAUACGGACACUAAGAGGGCCAUAGAAAGUGUCUGUAUUAAGUGAGUUGAAUUUAGAGAAAAUGUAAAGGCUUUCUUUUCCAGGGAGAGGCAAACUGUGUGUAAUAAUGAGGCGUCUGUAUUAAGUGGUUGUCCAUAAAGCGUGGUUUGACUGUGCAAUGUAUCUUUUUCCAUAUUAACAUUGUCCAAAUUGAUUUUAGCUUAAAAGUUAAAAUUAAUUUGUAUAAUCCCUUCUGUUGCUACAUGUAGGAUUGCUUAGCUAUUACUGAUCAGUCCCAUAAUUAAUCAUCCCAAGGGUUUGUUUUUAUGAGAGUUUUGACUAAUAUAAAGCAAAUUAAAUGAAGACAUUUAAGAAAUGCAAAGGUCAACCUUUUUAUUAAAAUUAUCUUCAAAGUGUUUGGUCUCAGCCCGAACCUUAGUUUUGGUCAUCUGUUACCAACAUAAUGUAAUUUUGGCCCCAAUUGUUUACAGUGCGACUGCUAUAACUAGGGCCACCUAGACAAACUUGACCAUUCUGAUUACAGGAAAAUAACAAUACUUCCCGAGAAAUUUAGUUGUCAAUGAUAAUUACCAAGAAACCCAAUCAACAACUUGGAUCAAAAUCAACCAAUUGCAACCUGCAGACGUGAGCUUUUGACCCCGCUGAAGAAAGCCCCUGUUUCCUGAGAGGUCCGUGACGGAAGCGAAAAACGUAAAUGUCAGACUUGAGGUCGCAUGUUAUUGCAAAGCGCGGCAAUGGUAGCGAAGAAAUUGCUGGUAGAUAAAAAUAAAUAAGCAAAACAACAGCUUGUGUCAAACAAAUAUGUCUCCUGGGUGUUAUACAUAAAAUUCCCAAUAGAAAAGCAUUGUCUGGUAAGACAUUUUGCUUUCUUGAAAAACGUUUGCUAUCAAUAUUUACAUUUUGUGGUUGGAGUAACUUAUUGUUGUUUUCCUUUUUUGCGAGCUGCUGAUUGGCCUACAGCCAACGUUCUUGGUAUGUAUUGUUAUUUUACUGUAAUCCGAUUGGCCAGCUUUGUCCAAGUGGCCCCAGUUACAGUAGUCGCACUGUAAAUCGUUGAUAACAUAAUAUUGGCUUUUUCUAUGCUUAUCCGUUGGAUAGUGAUUAAAAAAAAUCACGUCAUAGAGGUAACACAGUUUCUGUUACAUCAGUAGAUUUCAUUGUGGCCCGCUGAGGGUUAAGAAUCUCCAGCUGACCGGAGGUAAACCAGUUGGAUAUUUACACUCGGGAUCACUGAGAACAAAUCCAGCUAGCACUGAGUUAGGGCGGGGACUUGAACUGGGGGCCUCCGAAUCACAAUUCCAGCGCCCUAACCACUCCGCCACCCUGCCUCACAGUGA